Messenger RNA from Ooceraea biroi (clonal raider ant), 2056 nucleotides. RefSeq names its product Josephin domain containing. Gene Ontology annotation, molecular function: cysteine-type deubiquitinase activity. NCBI's taxonomy places the organism in Eukaryota, Metazoa, Arthropoda, Insecta, Hymenoptera, Formicidae. Gene Ontology annotation, biological process: protein deubiquitination. The record is from RefSeq and is a predicted model, not a curated record.
AUUUUGGAACGCACCCUUGCAAGACCGUGUUUAGUACAAUAGUGGCAGUUAUUAAUUAGUAUUGUUUUUACCGAAUUAUCCUUGUCAUUGUUCUUCUACAUCAGUUUCAUAUGCGUUUCCUUACAUCUAAAUUACGCGCACUGCAUUUGUGCGUAUAAAAUCGUUAUUUAUGGCUGGGUGUUUGUGAGUUGUCAAAAGCGCCAUUCACGGCCUGAGUCAGGCGGCAUCCUGAUCGAUCAUAUUUGCCAUUACAUUCACAUUUUUAAAGUUUGCCACAAGGAAACUGGUCGACUAAUUACAAUUUUAUACAGAAUCCCCAGGAAAUUAUGUAGCUAUAAUGGUUGCGAGCACAACGACCGAUAUGACUGGAUCUAUAUACCAUGAGCGACAAGUGAAAGAACUUUGUGCUUUACAUGCGUUGAACAACUUGUUUCAAGAACGAGGAUUCAACAAGCAGGAAUUAGAUCAAAUUUGUUACAGUCUAAGUCCUGAUGUGUGGAUCAAUCCUCAUAAAUCGUUGUUAGGACUUGGCAACUAUGACAUAAAUGUUAUUAUGGCUGCUCUGCAGAAAAGAGGACGUGAGGCUGUAUGGUUUGAUAAACGUAGGGAUCCCAAGUGUCUUCGAUUGGAUAACAUUGAAGGUUUUAUACUUAAUGUCCCAACUGAAUAUAAAAUAGGGUUUGUGUUACUGCCUUUGAAACGGCGUCACUGGAUUGCUUUGAAGAAGAUUGACGGUGCCUUUUAUAAUCUUGAUUCAAAACUGGACUCACCACAAUUAAUAGGAAAGGACAACGAUUUACUCAUGUAUCUAAAGGAUCAAAUAGAUAGCAAAGAGAAGGAAUUAUUCCUUGUUGUUUCUAAAGAAAUCGAUAGCAAUCAGGGAUGGUUAAUAGAUACUUGUGAAAAUAAGGAGGACGAUAACGUGGACCAUGAUUCUAUUAGAUAUAUUGAGGAUGGGUAUUUGGAUAUAGAUCUGAAAAAAUCUGAAUCCAAAGAGCUGAAUCAGAAUGAAGAAUGUCUAGAUAACAAAAAUUCUAGGUAAUUUUAAAACUAACAGUGUCUGUCUAAUGGUUUAUUUAUAUAAUUAUUUUGUAAAUUAAAGUGAAAGUGAUUAUCAUAUGGAAAGAUCUGGAAUUACGAGGACAAAAAGAAUGUAAAAAAAGAGGAGCGGGUAAUGGGAAUUACGUAUAAGUGUCUGAAUGAAACAUUUCACAGACAGGAACAUUCUACAAUAUCUUCUGUUGCAUUUGCAUAUUGCGUACACAUGGAAGCGAUAUUUUUUAACUCUUAUUAUUCAUGAAACGUUUUCUAAGAAGGACACACCUAUAUAUGUAUAUUCCUCACAUGCCUCGUAUUAUGUAGUAUAUGUAUGUGCGUAUGGGUGUAUGUCACACACAUUACGUAUCGCGUACAACAGUUUACAACACAUUGUGCAACAAUGCAAAUUAGGAUGCAUCAAAAUAAAAUAACGCAUGUACGGGAACAUAGUAUUGUAUUUAAUCGAAAUAAGAAUAUCGUUUUUUGUUAGGAAUUUAAUACAUUGUAAGAGGAAAACUCAUAGUUGAGAAAUGACAUCUAUUCACAUGAAAUGUGGAGGAAUAUUUAUGUCUAUAUGUACCGUGAUAUUGUUUAUUGUGAUAGUCAUCUAUUAUUCUAAAAAAUUGUGUAAAUAUACACUUGUAAUAUGAGAGAUAGUUAUAAUAUGCGUCAGAUAUAUACUUUGCAAUCGACUUUUUUUACGUAGUGGACAUAUGUGCAACUUGUGUUUCGUAAACAUAAUUUAUUCUGUAUGUAAGACAAUAUUUAAAUAACUAUUAUAAUUUAAUAUUAUACACUGUAAAUUUAUUGUGAAGCCGAAAACUUUAGCUACAUGAUGAAUUAUACAUUAGCAUUUAUGCAAUCAAUCGUAACUUUAAAUAAGCAUCAAAUGAGUGAUUAGAACAAUAAUUUAUUUAUUUUUGUUACUACACUACACGAUCGUAAAACUAGAAAUAAUGAAUCCAUUACGUUUCCAUUAAGAUAUUACAUAUAUGUAUAUAAAUAUAAUAACAUGAUA